AUGAUAUGCCUUGAAAUAUUUGAAGAUAAUGAAGAUAAGAAUCAGGGAAAUCCUCGUGAUGAUACAUAUCAUGUAUAUCCAUUGGAAGGGUGUAGUAAUUUAUUUCACAAAGAAUGCUUACAGAGAUUUUUGAUAUCCAGCAUAAAUCAAUGCGUCUAUCCUUUGAAAUGUCCAGAUCAUGAAUGCCGCAAACUUCUACUAGACAGUGAUCUCAGGGCCCUAAUCUCAAUUGAUAUUUACGAAAAAUAUCUAAACUACUCCAUUUAAAAAGUUGCUGAUUAGCAGCCAGAUAUUCAGCAUUGCCCCAACCCAGGAUGUGGAUUUGCUUUUGCUUGGGAUUAAAAUCAAGAUGAGCCCCAUUAAAUCUGCAAGAAAUGCCAGAAAAAGAUCUGUAUACCUUGCAAAACUAUCUUUCAUUAAGAUUAAUCUUGUGAAGAGUACAAGAGAAAUUAAAGAUUUGAUGACAAUGAUUAGAAAUUUAUAGAUAGAAUGAUUUAUGAGGGCAAUAUACAGUGCACACGCUGCAGAUAUUGGAUAUAGAAGAAAAGCGGAUGUGAUCAUGUCACAUGUGGCAAGUGUGGGUUCGACAUGUGCUUCAACUGCGGGGGCGUAUAUCUUAAAUGUAGAUGCAAGUAUGACAACAAAGAAAGAAGCUAAAAAUACAAUCAGAGGUAUUAGCACUUAGUUGAAAGUUAAAGGCAGGUAUUGAUAGAUCCAAAUAGGCAUAUUCAGUCUUAAUAGUAAUAAAGAAAAGAGUCUCAGGAGUAGAUAAAGCCAUAAAUCCCAGUUUUGAACCCAUGGCAAUAGAACUAUGAUUUUAUGAAUAAACCUGCACCUUUUAGGCCAAACCACUUCUCAUAAUGA
This is a messenger RNA of Stylonychia lemnae, 864 nucleotides long. The record is from the annotation of a GenBank genome assembly. NCBI's taxonomy places the organism in Eukaryota, Ciliophora, Spirotrichea, Sporadotrichida, Oxytrichidae.